AUGAAGUCAUAUAUCACUGUAUUGACUGAGAAGGGAGGCAGCAUCACAACAGCAGUGAGGAGAGCAGGGAAUGAACUGAACAUGAACAAACUGACUGGCAGAAGGGACAACACCUCACUGCAAGGCACAGUGACUACCGCCACAGCUGCAAAAGAAGCAGGAGAAGAAGGAGAUAUGACAAUAAAAGCAGUGCUCUCACAGCUCAUUGACACUGUCACCUUCAACCUGACUUUCUUGAUAGUCACAGAGGCCGCCGCUGCACCACAAAGACAUUUAUUCACUAGAAAACAUCAGAAUAAGCCCUCUAUUAUUCUUUAA
Molecule: messenger RNA, 318 nt
Organism: Blastomyces dermatitidis ER-3
Lineage: Eukaryota; Fungi; Ascomycota; Eurotiomycetes; Onygenales; Ajellomycetaceae
Exons: 1
Coding region: 1-318 (105 amino acids)
Source: RefSeq, a predicted model, not a curated record